Messenger RNA from Anopheles coluzzii, 5672 nucleotides. Its product is annotated as transcription factor mef2A. The transcript is spliced from 5 exons. NCBI's taxonomy places the organism in Eukaryota, Metazoa, Arthropoda, Insecta, Diptera, Culicidae. Bases 809 to 3991 code for a protein of 1060 amino acids. The record is from RefSeq and is a predicted model, not a curated record. Gene Ontology annotation, molecular function: nucleic acid binding; zinc ion binding.
UUUAUUUUCUGUAGCAGCUCGCGUACUCCAUUGUGUGUUCGGAAAUUGUAGUGUUAAAAAUUGGUGUGGUCAACGCGGAAACAAAACGCAUAAAACACGCUUCACAGCGGGAACCGAUCCAAGCGCGUCCCUGACUGCUUUUCUGUGCGAUUGCGGAGAAAAAAAGGUGGGCAUUGCGCCUCCGUCGGAUAAAAACUACUCCCUCUAUUGAUUGGUGACCAAUUGGGGAGGUGCGUAAAACGACAGGAAAACCCCCCUACCCGCCGUCGAAGUUCUUGCAGAUGCAGACAUGAAUGAUACAUGGCUCACAGUUUUAAAGACAGCUGGACAAAUGCAUGCUACUAUUUAACGCUGGGCCGUGCAGAGAAUGGAUGUAAGCCAAACGACGGCGCCGGGUGUGUACGUGAACUACUAAUUGACUGGAAUCGGCCGAUCAGGUGUAUGGUUGACCAUCAGCACUGCCACUAGCGCGUGCCACUUGGUGAAUACCUACAACCCUUGUUAAGGGGCCAGGCCAGACCAGGUCAGACCAGAAAGUGGCUCAAAGGUCAAACAACCGUCUACUGGAUUGAGGGAGAAAGUAAACAAAGACCGUCGAACAGAACGACAACAAUAACGCUCGUCAGCAACGUGUUACUGCAACACGGCACACAGCACGCACCAACACAUCGGAUCGGCAAACAACCACACUACUUUUGGCGGUGCGAAAAAAAAGAAAAGAAAGGAAGAAAAGAACCUCCACACACGGAACAGAGCAACACAAACCCCGAACUUCGCGUGCACCGUAGAAUCAAAUGUGUUGCUGGAAAUGAUUUGUAACGAGGACGUCGUCGGUUGGUUCAGAGAUCUGAAGAGCUACAGCAGAAUAGACACGAUGUGCAUCAUGCUGAACAUGUGCCUGCCGUUCGAGCUGCGGUUCCUCGGCACGUACCUGGAGGAGCUGGGCCGGCGGGACGCACCGGAGCUGCGUGGUGCCGAGCUGAAGGUGAACAAUCCGCAGGAGUUCAUCGCGGACAUUGCAUCGGGCGAACCGACCGACCAGCGGAUCCGGCGCAAGAUGGCCCUGUUUCUUGCGCUGUACCGGGCGUGCAAUCAUGCGUACGCGAACGAGCUGUUCAAAACGCUCGAGGGUUGGGGUGCGCGGCCCGAUCUGCAGCGGCUGUUCGAGGAGGACGAUCAGCAGGAGCUGCUGCUCGUGUACACGAUGGCCACCAAUCAUCCGGUGUUUUCGUUCGAGCAGCGGUUGCACUGUGGCGAAAUUUUUAGCAAGCUGAAAUCGCUGGAACUGAAAGCAGCUGCUAGCCCACGGUCGGGGGAGCGUGAGGAGGUUGCGCUCGAGCAGCAGCAGCAGCAGCAGCAGCAGCAUCAUCACUCGCAGCAGCAGCAACAGCAGCAUCUUCAUCAGCACCAUCAGCAGGCACCAUCGCAGCAUCAUUCGAUGGAUUCGUUGCAUAGCAACAGUCCGCAGCAAUCGCCAAUACAGCAGCAGCAGCAGCAGCCACACCAUCAACAGCAUCAACCGCAGCAUCUACAGAACUCGACACCUCCACCGGCCGUGCCGCCACCGCCCGGUACGGCAACGAUUCAUGCACUGCCACCGAAUGCGGCAUUGUCGAUGCAGAAUCUUCCCCAAGGGCCGUCCUCGCUCGGGCAGCCGAUCACGCUGACCUACGCAGGAUUGCCCGGAUUGACGCAGACGCUUGCUAAUGAUGUCACGCUUACUACGACGCACUUCCUGGACCCAAUGCAUUCGCUGCCAGUGCAGACAGACUUUACGAUUCCUCCGCCAGGACCACCAGCCGGAACCGUGUCAUCGCGGUGGGUUCAAUCCGUUUACCAGCAGCUAUCUUAUCCGCCUCCGUCAUCAUCGCCCCACAUGAGCAACCCAUCAUCGCCGAUCCACAGUCGCACGACAAGUCCAACCCGCAUUCACCCGAGCAGUGUGCAGCAUCGAAUAAGCCGCAACCAGCAGAAUGACCAGCAACAGCAGCAGCAACAACAACAGCAGCAACAACAGCAACAACAACAACAGCAGAAUCAAUCGCAAAUGCAAAGCUUAAAAUCUGUUGAUGAGGACCAGACGAUGGUGAUGCUGAGCCAGAUGCAGCUGCGAAACGGCAUUCGGCAAGCGCACAACACGUUGCCGCGACAAUCGAAACAGAGCUACGUCAGUCAGCAGCUUCCGCCAUAUCAUCACCAGCAGCAGCAGCAGCAGCAUCAUUCGCAGCAGCGGGAUAGCGGUGGCAGUGGGAUCUACCAUACGGCAAACUACAACGUCAAGGGUGUCGGUGGCAUGAUGAUGGACAUCAUGAAUCAUCAACCGAACUCAACCGGUAGCGAUUCGGGCAGCUCGAUCGGUUCCACGGGCGACGUGUCGCCGCCGGAAACGCCCGGCGUGGUGCCAGCGACCACCAUCUCCACGAUUCCACACGUCCGCUCGAAUCGCUCGAGCAACAUGCGCAACAUAAACGGCCGGCUCGAAAAGCCUUACCCACCAAUGUCAUACUCACAGAUGCAUCAGCUACAGCAGACGGUAGCGCAGCAGCAGCAGCAACAGCAGCAACAGCAACAGCAGCAGCAAUUUGCCGCAUCCGACCUCAUGGUUACGAGUACGGCACAGAAUUUUCUCACAACCGGCACGACUAACGGUGCUACGAUGAGCAGCACCGGCAACAAUGGGGCCACUGGCAGCGGCGUUGUGUCGGGAGGGGUGCUGAUCAACCAAGCCGCUGUCGCUGUCCAACCGCAACCGGGCCAGUUUGUAUACGCGGGUACACCGGCCACCUUUCCGCAGGUAAGCGUAUCGCACCGGUCCGUCGCUAGUGCGGCCCUGCCGCACGGUACCGCCUUCCGGACGGCGCCGGCCUACGCGCAGACAAUUCAGCAGCAGCAGCAGCAGCAGCCACAGCAGCAAGCGGCCGAACCGAUACUUUACCAGUACCAUCCAACGGCGGUGGUAGCCGCUACCGGCGUGCCGGGCCAGACGGUGGUAGCAAACAGCACGCUAGCGUUUCUGCCUCCGCAACCGGCAUCGACGGUAGCUAGCACGCAGACCGGUCUGCCCGGUGCCGUUCGGUCGUCCCCCUCGCCCCAGAUCGGUUUGCUACAGCAGACCAAGGUGCCUGGUGGUGGUGGUGGUACAGUAGGCAGCAGCUCGGUGGGAGUGUACGGAGCGACCAGCACGCUGCCGUACACGAGCGCGGCACCGUCGUGUUACAACUGCGGCUCCCUAAAGCAUACCGGCCUCGAUUGCCCGGAAGCGUCGAUGGAGGAUAUGACGCGAACGUCUAACUUCACGCUAGAUUACAAUACAAUAAGCAACAGUGCGACGUCGCCGAGCACGGUAACAACGCCGACGACCACCACGAUACCGUUACUGACCGGUGGAGCGCAUAGCAAUAACAAUACGACGCCGGGAGCGGGCGUAAGUCCCUCCGUGGAUCUGUCCGCGGGCAUAUCCACCAGCGGGGUGGCAUCCGGGGAGAGCGGCACUGCAGCUAGCAACAGUAGUAGUAGUAGCAGCAGCAGCAGCAGUAGUAGCAGCGGCAACAGUAGCAACAAUAGUAGCAAUACUACAAGUGGCAAUGGUAACAAAAGCAACAAUAGUACCAGUCUCAGCAGCAAUAUGAUCAGUGCCAGCAGUAAUAGCAAUAACAACAAUAACAACAACAACAACAACCAUCAUCAUCAACAGCAUCAUCAUCAUCACCACCAUCAUCACGCCAAUAGUGGAAGCGUGAGCAGCAGCAGCAGCAGUAACAGCAAUAACAGCUCCAUGGAUGUGCCCUUGACCAGUAGCCUGUUGCCGGUGGACGGUGUCAGCGGCAGCAACAACAGCAGUGCCAGCAGUGGCAACAGUGGUGCUGCUGCUGCCCCUGCCAUGGGGCUCAGUGGCAGCACUGCUAGCACCAGCAGCGGCAACAACAGCGCCAGCGGUACUAGUGGUGGUAGUAGUAAUAGUAGCAAUCUCGUUAGUGCUAGCGGUAAGUGAUAAUCAUUGGAGGGAGUUAGAGUAAUCCGGUCGAACCGUUGUUCGGUUCUGGUGGCAGCAGCACUAGCUGCGUCCGUUGCUGCCGUAGCGGCACUUCUUCGUUCGUUUCCCUUGUCGUCCACUUCGCUGCAUUCUGCCAACACUACUGACCACCGUGCUUGAUGAGCACGCUGACGCCGGGACGUUCUAGAACACGCGGAAUGUCCUGUACGAGCCGCAAGGUGAAGAGGGAGAUGGAGAUAGAGAGAGAGAGAGACCGAGAGAAAGAGGGCACGUAUUGGUGUUUUACAGUUGCUAUCCUUUCAUUUCUCCUCCGGCAUAUGAUCUCGCAAUGAUGUGUCCCAUCUCUUUCUUAAUCAAGUGUGGUACGCAGUGUUCGUUCCCUCGUUUUACGAAAGAUAAGCAUAUUGGGUUUUUUUUGUCCGUAAUUUCUUGCGCGGAACUUUCCGCGCCGUUGUAAGGAUAGGCAUGCUUCGCCAGCCGAAUGUUUAGCUCAGCGCCAUGCGCAACAAGUGCGCAAGCAAUCACUGUCCUCUGUUGUUUGCUGGCCCGACCUCAAAGCAUCGAAAGACACGAAGGAUAGAUUUAUUUUGUUAUGCGUAUAAACCAGCUAAUGUUAGACAUAUCUUCCCUUUCGGCUUGGGUUCAGCAUGCUAUUCCGUCACUAUGAUGAUGGAUGAGCAUAGCAGGGGAACGCUAAAGCGAGAAGACGAGUGUCAAACAUCGUUUGGGUGUAGGUUUUUCACACUCUGUUAUUUUAGUGACCUCUUAGAGUUAGGGUAGGAUAGAAAGAUUUUAUAAUUGCAGCAACAACACAGCAGCUGUGCGCGGCAUUGACGAAAUCCUCCAGCACAGGAUGGACAUUAGCAUCCCUCUCGAAGAAAAAAGAAAACAAUUACAUUAAAAAGGGUAGCAAAAGGGCGAAAACUCCGCGCUUCUACUGCUGUGUGCGGCGAUAAGCGUAGUACGAUCGUGAUAAGAAAUCGUACCGUUGAAAACCUACCCUCCCCCCUCCUCGAACAUGCUUUAGACGGUUACGCAAAGCACGACAAAGGUGUCACGUGUUGUGCAUCCCGCUUUGAUCAUAAUGUUUUGCGCGAUAAUGUUUGUGUAUGUGUGAUUGUUUAGUAUAUGUUUGGAAAGGUUUUACAUUUUGUUGCCAAUCUAACAGUGAUUCACCACCCUCCCAAUACAUAGCCCGAGUGUGUGAGAAGUAGACAUUCAGGCAUUGUAGAAAUUUUAAUUCAGGUUUUGUGCCAUCGUGAAAUAUUGAGACAAGGGCAGCAGAUUUCCCGGUUUUCUUGAAUGCUUUAAUGCUGUAUUCUAAUGAGAUGUGUUGUUUGUUACAUUGCGCUACUAAUAUUGGCAAAAUUGCACUCUCUUGGUUUUGCUUUCGAUACGUGCGCUCUGUGCUUUUUUUUUUAAACAUUACUUUACGUUGAACUUUAGAAAUUUGCUUUCGUUCUGAAACAAUCAUUCGCAUUUUGGAUGUGUUUAGGUGUACAGUAACAAGGGACAACAAAACGGUUUUUAGCGCAUAGGAUAAGCAUAGUAGCAGAUAGUUAAAUUAACGACGUAUGUAUGCUUACUACUGGGACAGGAAGAAACACGCCGAAGGGAGUAGCAUGAGGGUAAAACAAUAAAACAGCAUGGUCAGGCAGGAAAAGAACGAACCCCCGAA